Molecule: messenger RNA, 3021 nt
Organism: Fusarium verticillioides 7600
Lineage: Eukaryota; Fungi; Ascomycota; Sordariomycetes; Hypocreales; Nectriaceae
Product: acid trehalase
Exons: 4
Coding region: 1-3021 (1006 amino acids)
Biological process (GO): trehalose catabolic process
Cellular component (GO): fungal-type cell wall
Molecular function (GO): alpha,alpha-trehalase activity; carbohydrate binding
Source: RefSeq, a predicted model, not a curated record
AUGCUUUCUUCAUAUCUUAAUUAUGCCAUUUGGUCACUUCUCUCCUCAGUAACGCUGGCAACCAGCACUCACGACCAUGACCGCAUUGAAAACUGCUAUCAACGUCAUAGCUCAUCAAAUCACUCAACCAAGCCGAGCAAAAACAUUUACGAGACCUCAUUCCCCGGCGUAACAUGGGACAACGAUAAUUGGCUCCUCAGCACAACCAAUCUCGACCAAGGCCACUACCAAUCUCGCGGAUCCGUAGCAAACGGCUAUCUCGGCAUCAACGUCGCUGCCGUCGGCCCGUUCUUCGAGAUUGACCUUGACGAAAAAGGUGGCGUCAUCAAUGGCUGGCCGCUCUUCUCAAGGCGUCAGACCUUCGCUACCAUCGCUGGCUUUUACGAUGCACAGCCCAACACGAAUGGAACGAAUUUUCCGUGGCUUUUGCAGUAUGGCUAUGAGAGUGUGAUUAGUGGUAUUCCGCACUGGAGUGGACUUAUUCUUGAUUUGGGCGAUGAUGUUUAUCUUGAUGCGACGGUGGAUAACCGGACUGUUCAUAACUUUACCUCGACUUAUGACUUCAAGGCUGGUGUUUUGGAGUGGUCGUAUACUUGGAAGCCAAAAGGGAAAGGGUCGUAUGAGAUCAAGUACCGCCUUUUUGCGCACAAACUCCACGUCAACCAGGCUAUCGUGGAUCUAACAGUCGUCCCAUCCGUCGACUCCGAAGCGACAAUUGUCAACGUAAUUGAUGGAUACUCGGCUGUGCGUUCAGACUUUGUCAAGUCAGGCGAGGAUGACGACGGCGCCGUAUUCUCAGCUGUUCGACCCGUUGGAAUCCCCAAUGUGACCGCCUACAUCUACGCACAAGUCAAUGGUUCCAAAUCUCUCGACCUGUCCAAGCGCCAAUUGGUCCAUGGAAAGCCGUAUGUGCAUACCAACGAAUCAUCUAUCGCGCAAGCCAUCCCUGUCAAGUUCUCCACUGGUGUCCCCGUUCGGAUCACCAAAUACGUGGGAGCUGCUUCCUCCGACGCCUUCGAUGACCCUGGAAAGAUUGCGAAGGAGGCUUCACGCCGAGCGAUGGAGGAAGGAUACGAAAAGUCUCUUUUGUCGCAUGUAAGGGAAUGGGAGAGUGUCAUGCCGAGUGACUCUGUGGAUAGCUAUGCCUCUCCCGAGAACAACACGCUCCCUGAGGAUGAGUACAUCAUCGACUCUUCUAUCAUCGCAGUCACAAACACAUACUACCUCCUCCAAAACACAGUCGGCAAAAAUGCACAAAAAAAAGUAUCAGGAGCCCCCGUCAACGUCGACAGUAUCUCUGUCGGCGGGCUUACAUCCGACUCCUACGCCGGCCUAAUCUUCUGGGACGCAGACCUCUUCAUGCAACCCGGUCUCACAACAUCACACCCCGAAGCUGCUCAGCGUAUAACCAACUACCGCGUUGCUAAGUAUGACCAAGCUAAGAAGAACAUCGCGACUUCAUAUGCUGGGUCUCAAAACAAGACCAAGUUCUCUGACUCGGCAGCUGUGUACCCGUGGACUAGCGGCCGGUUUGGGAAUUGCACUGCGACUGGUCCUUGUUGGGAUUAUGAGUACCAUUUAAACGGCGAUAUUGGGAUCUCUUUGGUGAAUCAGUGGGUUACGAGUGGUGAUACCGACUUCUUCAAGGAGACACUGCUGCCGAUCUAUGACUCGGUUGCGAACCUCUUUGCGGAUUUGUUAAAGCCGAAUGGAUCAUCGUGGACUAUCACGAACAUGACUGACCCCGACGAGUAUGCGAACCAUAUCGACGCUGGUGGUUUCACUAUGGCCCUUGCUUCUGAGACCUUAAUCCAAGCCAACAAGAUCCGCCGACAAUUUGGAAUGACGGAGAACAAGACACAGGACGAAAUAGCCUCUGAUGUGCUCUUCAUCAGAGAAAACGGUAUAACCUUGGAGUUUACGACCAUGAAUGGCAGCGCCAUCGUGAAGCAGGCUGAUGUGGUGCUCAUGAGCUUUCCGUUGGGUUACAACGAUAACUACACUGACCAGAACGGACUGGAUGACCUCGACUAUUACUCCUACAAGCCCUAUACACGACCCCCGUUCUAUCAGCUUUCUGAACAGUUGGUCGACAAUGCGACCACAAAUGGUGGCACGCAUCCGGCAUAUCCCUUCCUCACUGGCCAUGGAGGCGCUAACCAAGUGACUAUCUUUGGAUACCUUGGCCUACGACUCAUUCCUGAUCAAGGUCUCCACGUAAAUCCGAACUUGCCUCCUCAGAUUCCGUAUCUGAAGUAUCGAACGUUUUAUUGGAGGGGCUGGCCUAUCUCUGCUUGGUCAAAUUACACGCAUACUGUUAUUUCUCGACAUGCGACGACCAAGCCUCUUGAUGUUGCAGAUACUCGGUACGCCAACAAGAGCAUUGCGGUCUAUUCUGGAAAGCAAGGGGAAUCUGCACUUCAUCAUUUAUCCUUCGAUGAGCCUGUUGUUAUCAGGAACCGACAGAUAGGCAGCAUCGACACAGUGCAUGGCAACCUCGCUCAGUGCCGACCAGUCAAGUCUUCUAACUCGUACGAGCCAGGACAGUUCCCUCUCGGGGCUGUUGACGGAGCUACUUCGACAAAGUGGCAGCCCUCCAAGGCCGCUGAGAUCAGCUCACUGACAGUUUCCCUUGCGAAAGAGGAUUUUGAUUCUAAAGUCAAAGGCUUCUACUUCGAUUGGGCCGAUGCGCCACCAGUCAACGUCACAGUUCUGUUCCACAACAAGACCAUUGAUGAUCCGGCCAAGGUCUAUGGGACAUCAAGCCACGACUCGGGAUAUGACAUGGUUGUGUCCAUAAAGAAAGUCAAACUCUCGGAUGCGUACAACGCAAAGACGGAUAAUCUAGAUGCAGUCGUCAUGCCCACAGGGAACACUACCAACGUCACUCUCCCAGAGCCUGUUCCCUUGUCUCGAUACGCCACGUUGUUGAUAGCGGGGAACCAGGCUUUGGAUGCGGUUGAUGUCAAAGCUGGGAACGGUACGGGCGCUACGGUCGCCGAGUGGGCAAUCCUUCACUAA